Messenger RNA from Fusarium odoratissimum NRRL 54006, 3216 nucleotides. RefSeq lists its product as uncharacterized. The record is from RefSeq and is a predicted model, not a curated record. Lineage: Eukaryota; Fungi; Ascomycota; Sordariomycetes; Hypocreales; Nectriaceae. Bases 542 to 2455 code for a protein of 637 amino acids. The transcript is spliced from 2 exons.
GCUCAUCAUCCUUUCCUCUCUCCCGUCCUUCUAUUUUCCAUCUCCAUUUCCAUUCCCCAAUUCUUCUCUACCUAUCUUCUUUUCUUCUGCUUCUCCCCUAACUCUCUUUGCCUACCUACUCAAAGUCUCAAUCUUACAAAAUCACCUCUCGUCGCCUUCAUCCGUAACCGUGGAGUUCAUUGAUUGACUGACCCUGGUUUCGGGGUUCCCAUCCCAUCGGUUGUCGUAUCGCAACCCAUCAUAUUUCCUUUUUUUUUUUAUUACCAUUCCCCUCCCUGGAGGUCAAUCACCUGUUUCUCAUCCCUCCUGUUCCCUCUCCCGUCCGUCUGUGUCCACCGUGAACCAACCGAAACUUUGGGGGUUCAAUCUCCAGCCCUUGAACCUUGUGGUGCCGAUAAACUUCUUUCUCCUCGUUCACUGUCAAGGAUAACCUGCUCCUCUUCAUCCAACAACCGCCGCUGCAUCCUGUAUUCGAGAGCCAUCAUCCAACCCCGGCUCGACCUUAUUGAGAUGCACCGCGUGCCGGCCUUGGAGCCAUCUUAUGGAGAACCUUGAAUUGCAAUCAGAUACCGAUAUCGAUAUCGAUAUGGGAGACUCUAUCAGUGAACCUAUGGAUGCGGCCGAUGAUGGCCACACCGGCCCGCGUGCGCCUUGUCCUACCUCUAUUCCUGCAUCCGCCCUUUUACCUAUCCGAGAUAGUUAUACAUCACGAAGGAACGACCUGAGCGAUGAUCGAGACGAUGAUGCCGACUCCGAUACAGAAUUUGCCUCCAUCAUGGCUACGUCCAUGCUGAAUGGCAUUCUCAAUACCGCUUCCAACCCUGUCUCUCCCGGCUCGUCCAGCCCUUCUCACGAUCAAGCCAAAACAUCCGAUUUUGUUCCUCCGACGAGACCGAGCAGCACACCAUUUCCUCACCCUGAUCGCCGACACUCCAAGCCAUGCUGCUCCAGUGGUUCUUCGCAUGGCGCCGACCACGAUACUCCCACUGACUCUACCGCUUUCCCCGAUAACGAGCCAGUGGUUCUCCCUCGCCCUAUAACCGAUUUCAACCAGCUGCCAAUUGAGGUUCACGAAGCGAUAUUGGAUCAUUUGUUCGGGUACCGAGUUUCCGCUACAUCGCGAAGUUCAAUGGCCGUAUCGAGUAUUACAAAAAGUUGGGGAACGGCGCUUAGACAUUCGAGGAGAAGGGAAUUGACCGAGUUGGCGCUUGUGAGCGAUGUUUGGCGGAUUCUUGUUCAGCAACGGCUUUAUCGUCAUAUCAAACUAAAAGCGACUGUGGACUGCCUGGAAGAUGCUAUGGUUCACCUUGCUCUGCACGAGCACCUGCAAUCAUAUGUCAAGCACAUCGAGAUCUGGUUUCCUGUUUUCCAACCAACCUACGGACCCGUCGCUCUAUCGAAUACUCUGACGCUGCCUACAGUCACUAUGGAAGGACUGACUAACGCGACAUACACUUUACCUGGUAACAACUGUACCCUUGAGCAAGUGUUUCAAUUCGUUGGACAAACUCUACCACAGGCCAGAGUUUUGACCUUGGAAGGAGGCGAGCGACGCAAGGCACCGAGAGUUCUUCACUUUCCCGAGCAGAGGAUCGACCCGGCCAUCUACAAGCCGCUGCCUAUCCUUGAAUCGGUGCAGACUCUAGUCACGAGGGGCCAGUGGAAUCUCAUGCGAGACGAUCAGGACUUUGCAACAGUUCUGAAUGCUUUACCAGGCCUUUACGAGUGGCAGGGCUCUUAUAGUAAACCAAAGUCAAAGAGCUAUAUUACUAUGGCCGAGUUUCUUCCAAAACUCCCACGCCACAUCACGAAUUUGAGUCUUUGCCUCGAGAGCGACUAUCGUCGAGAGGGGGUCAUGCCACCAUUCUAUUCGAAGGUCGUACAGAAGACGCACAUUUGUGCAAGAAUGGCGGAGGCGUUACCUUCAUUAGAGCAUUUCGCCUACACUGGCCGUGUUUGUCACCACUUUUUUGAUGUGGCUAUGCGAUCAACCGACCCACGAACUUCCCGACUCAAGACUCUAGACUUGACAGUCAAGAAUUGCUGCCGAUACAACACGAGCUUCCACGAGGCUGGCUCUGGCAUUCAAGAUAUGGGAUUUAUCGAUGCCUUUGAAAAGUUGGUACUGUCAGCGAUUCGAUCUCUUGAAAAGCUCAAGGAAGUGGUUUAUCUGAGGAUUCGGUUUGUUGAUCUUGACUCCGUACUACCCCCUCUCAACCCAUUUUUUAUUAUGCGCAAGGGUGCUUGCUCUGGCGUCUGGAGCGAAAGGAUUUUGGCCGAGAUGGGUCGCGUUCGCCCCGAUGUUCAUUUUCCAGAGUUGAGUGAGUCCUUUGGCAACAUCGUGUACAACAAGGACGGAAGAAUGGUCAUUACGCCUGACCCCCCGAGGACGAAGAUCGCAUCCCUAAAGUUGUCGAAUUAUCGAUCUCUUGCGACAGGCAUCACGAUUCAGUGAGAAAUGUAUGCCAAUAUGAAACACUGUGAAUCUUAAACCGCAGAAGACAGCCAAAAGAUCGAUAUGGCUGGAUUAUACAUAUGAUACAUCACUCUUUUGUUUUGAGACGGCGUUCAAGGUUUGGAACUAUGGAAAGGAAGCUGUUAAUUGAAACCACAUACCCAGGAGAUUGGGAGUUAUGAGGGCGCAUGUAUACACGGGAAUUGCUGGCAUGGAUUUACUUGGCUUUGAGAAGAAUUUGCUUGGGAUCUGUUGAAAAGUCACGAAGAUGGAAGUGAAGACGGCGAGGUAAUUUAUCUGAGGGGAUGCGAGCUUCCAUAUACCCUCUACGAUACUGGCGAUUUGGUAUUAUAAUCGAUGAAUAAGAUUGUCUGAAUAUUUAUGCUAUGUUCAUCAUCAAUAAAAUAUUCACGCUUACUACACGCCUGCUUUUGUAUUUCCAAUUUUUUGAAAGGGGGACUUCAGUGUGGCUCUUAUUCGACGUGGAACUUAAUGGUCGAUCGUGUUGACCGAGCAGCACCGUCACUGAUGAUGACACCCAGAAUCCAGCAGUUAACCAAGAAGAAGCCGAGCGAGGCCAACCAAAGGCCUGGGAAGAAGGUACUGAUGCCGAGAAACUCGAGCUGGUAACCUUGUUGCAACCAGGCAGCUUGGGAGACUACCCAGAGCAACAGAGCUGAGAUGCCCAGCUUAGGGUUACGGAGGAAAGAUGAGUUGGGCAGAUAAAGUGGUAGGAAGAUCAUGUACCAAAGGAAGUACUG